Messenger RNA from Didymodactylos carnosus, 316 nucleotides. Lineage: Eukaryota; Metazoa; Rotifera; Eurotatoria; Philodinida; Philodinidae. The record is from the annotation of a GenBank genome assembly.
ACAAACGCAAAUAGAGGUAAACAUCAUGCCUUAUACUUGUCUUUCUUGAUUCUCUUUUAUCUGAUAGAUAUGUCAUGGGGGACCAUUUGGUGGAUCGGCAAGACAAACUCUGGAUGACGAUUUUACAUCUAAAGAACAUAUUGAUGAUUUAAAAAAAUUGGCCUUAGCAUCAUAUUCACAAAACAUUGAUAGCGUAUUAGCUAAAAGUCGAUUAAAAUUUGAUUAUCGACUACAAUUCUUACAGUCUGGAAAGAAUGUUGCUAAUUAUUUUACAGAAUUUUCAGCAAUGAAGCUUCCAUGUGAGGUAAGCAAUUAA